CGCCGUUGCUGACGUCACCGCCGGUAAUCAACCAAUCAUAAAAUCCGAUUUCUCUUCCUCCUAUCCUUUAUCCUAAGCCUCUCCUUCUCCUCCUCCUCCUCCUCCGCGCACGUUAGCCUCUCUCUCCCUCCCUCCUUCCUAAUGGACACGACGCCGGAGACUCAAUCGAAGAGCGGCGGCUCAAGCCGUCUCCCGCCGGGACGCGAGGACUGGUGGAGCGAGGACGCGACGGCGACGCUGAUCGAAGCCUGGGGAGACCGAUACGUCCACCUCAGCCGCGGAAACCUCCGGCAGAACGACUGGAAAGAAGUCGCCGACGCCGUCAAUUCUCGCCACGGCAACAACGGCCGGCCGAAGACCGACGUCCAGUGCAAGAACCGGAUCGACACGCUGAAGAAGAAGUACAAGACGGAGAAGGCGAAGCCUUCUCCGUCGUCUUGGUGCUUCUUCGACAAGCUCGACUUCCUCAUCGGCCCCGUCGCGCUGAAGAAAUCCACCGCCGCCGGUCCUGCCGGAGUUUUCAAAUCGCCGUCGACGAAGGCUGGUUUGAAAUUGAAUCAGGCCGGAUCUAUUUCGAGUGGAAGCUCUCUUGACGACGAUGACGAUGACGAUGAUGAUGACGUGGAGGGUGAUUGGGGGUUUGUGGCGAGGAAGCAUCGGAGAGUGGAGGAUGAAGAUCUAUGUCCAGAUCCGGGUGAAGGAUCGUCGUGUAGGGAGCUAGCGAGAGCGAUUCUGAAGCUAGGAGAGGUGUACGAGAGGAUCGAGAGCGCGAAGCAGGGGAUGAUGAUUGAGUUGGAGAAGCAGAGGAUGGAAGCUGCCAAGGAGAUUGAGUUACAACGUAUGAACAUGUUGAUGGAUAUGCAGAUGGAGCUUGAGAAGUCUAAGCUUGGCAAACGUAGAGCUGCUGCUUCAGGUUUUUUAAAAAAAAAUAUUGUGAAUUAUAUAUGGUAAGAAGUUGUAGUAUUUAGAUUGUGGAGAAGAAGCUAUACUGUGUUGAAGCAAGGAGCAAUGGUUGGAUCUGAGAGCUCAUAUCAAUUGGAGAAACUGUUAUUAUUCUUAAUCCAUAGGUUUCAAGUUAGAUCAAUGCUUUUUUUUUUUUUCUCUUCUCUAGCAUUGUAAAAUACAUUGAUAGCAAUGCAGAUUGGUGAAAGAAACUCUUGUAGUUAUCUGACAUAUCAAGAUGUACUUUUGUGAAGUAUUAAUGUUUGAGGGCUUUGUGUAUUAA
Brassica rapa (field mustard) is the source of this 1225-nucleotide messenger RNA. RefSeq names its product trihelix transcription factor ASIL2. Lineage: Eukaryota; Viridiplantae; Streptophyta; Magnoliopsida; Brassicales; Brassicaceae. Gene Ontology annotation, molecular function: transcription cis-regulatory region binding. The record is from RefSeq and is a predicted model, not a curated record. Gene Ontology annotation, cellular component: nucleus.